AAACAGCUUAAAAUUUAAUCUAAUCAAACACGAAUAGAUCUGAUGCUUUGAGUAAUUUAUGACUAAUUGGCCCAGAAUGUAACGAUAAAGUAAUUAUUGUACGAAAUUCGAACGUAUGUAUCAAGUUGGAAAAAAUUUCAGGAGCAGCUACAGAGAGCAACUUUGGAGAAUAGCUAAUUCUUUGCAUUUGCAGUUACACUGUUUGGAGAGUGUAGUUAUGUCACACGACGCGACGUCUAGCUUCAUUCAGCUUCGGCAUUUCUGUAUAAGUUUGAAUUUCAAAAAGAGUCUAAAAAAACAAUCUUAAAACUACAAAUAGCAAAUCAAUCGACGUCACAGUUACUUUCAAAAUAGGAUUUGACCAAUAUUUUGAGGCGAUCCUGUAUAUAUAUGUUUAGUCAGUUUAGUGAGGAAACAAAAAUCCCAACGUUUAUUUAAAAAUGCUACAAGAAGAUUCCAAUGGAGAAACAUUUGAAAUAAUUGACAAAAAGUUGGAGGAUAUUCCUAACGCCAUUGACAAGACAGAAUCUUUGAGUAGCAUGUCAUCAUCCGCAUCUUUGUUGCCUUCUCCGGGCAUGUCAACUGCAAGUGCCUCCAAUUCGACAGGAAACCUACUAUCAAGCGUCGCACCGCCAUCUGCAUUGCCCAACUUUGUAUCACCAAUACCAACUCCAAAGCCUGUGACUAGCGUACCAGCACCAACUCCGUUACCAUCGCACUUAAUUCAGCCUACGUCGAUUCCCAGUUCACAACUGCCACCACAGCCUACUCGACCUCAGUCAGGUACAACCAUAAACAUUCAACCUGUUGCGGAACAAUUUUAUCCAACACAGUUUAAUGCUGCUAUACCACCUAGUAAGGGUGUUCAACAUGGGGUCACAUUUGAAACACAACUUUCCACAGAGGAUUCUGGAGGUUUUAUUGGUUGGAUGAAGGGUGCUGUCUCAAGCGGAGGAAUUCUAUCUCGGGUAGCUGAAAAGGCAAAAAAUUCUGUCGAUUCUAUGAUAACAACUUUAGAUCCUCAAAUGCGUGAAUAUAUUUAUUCGGGUGGUGAUUUAGAUAUAUUGGUUGCAUCUGGGCAAGAAAUUAAGAUAAGCGCCAUUAGAGAGGCAUUUCAGACUAUAUUUGGAAAAGCAACUAUUGAAGGCAUUGAUGUGCAGUCUAAUACUAUCGCCGUACAACCUGUAGGAUUUGCCGCAGGAAUUAAAGCGGCAGAGGAGCGGUUAGAGGCAGUUUUUAAAAAUCCGAACGUUCAAGCGGUACCGGUUGUGGGUAUAGAAAACUUUUUACUGGAAGUUGGAGAAGAUACGUGGUAUGACUUAGGUGUAUUAAUACUAAAGGAUCCAGUGCGGCAAAUUACUCUCCAAACAUUUACUCAAAUGACCCCAGUCCCAACUGCGGUUGUGUCGUUAGCUCAAGAAGAUACUCCUUUGGAUUAUCCAUUAAAGUGGUCGGGCUAUUCGGUUACCAUUGGCAGCCUUAUGGGUAAGAAUUUAGGGGUGCAUCAUAGCGAAUGGCAUCAGGCCUUAACUGGAGUUUCGAGACGAGAUAUGAUCGUUUCAGCUGCCAAGGCUUUAGCUACAUUAUAUAAAAGUAGUAUUGUAAGCGAUUAAAAGUAUCUGCGAUAGGCUUUCUUCUAUGUUUAGGUGUAAUAUAUGUAUAACUAAUCUUAGUAUGCUCGAUCCUUGUUCACAUUUCUGGUGACAAUUUACCAAUUUUAUCACACAAUUAUAUCAUUAUUUAAUAUUUCAACACCACUGUAAUUCAACUUUUUUCAUUGUGAAUGGGACCUACUCAAAGUGAGUAUUCAGUAAAGCCAGCGGCUUCAUUUCUACAGUCAUUGCAGUUCUUUGUUUAUAAAACAAGGAAUAGACCACCAGCGUUUAGUGGAGUAUCACUUUUAUUGUGAAUCUUGUACAGAUGUAAAAUAAAUAACUUAACCCCCA
Molecule: messenger RNA, 1946 nt
Organism: Photinus pyralis (common eastern firefly)
Lineage: Eukaryota; Metazoa; Arthropoda; Insecta; Coleoptera; Lampyridae
Product: protein PRRC1-like
Exons: 8
Coding region: 441-1613 (390 amino acids)
Biological process (GO): activation of protein kinase A activity
Cellular component (GO): cytoplasm
Molecular function (GO): protein kinase A regulatory subunit binding
Source: RefSeq, a predicted model, not a curated record